CUGCUUUGUGUGUUUAGUUCUGCCUUGAUUUUGAGGAUGGUGCAUGUUUUGACUGCUAUGGAUGUAGAUUGAUUUAUGUUUAGAUGCAUUUAUGUAAGAGCGAGUUGAAGAUUUAAUUUAAGUGUAAAAAUCAAUUCUAGAAUCAAAUGCACUAGAUAGUUAGAAUUAAUUCUGGAAACAAAAUCAGUCAAACAUGUCAAAAUCAAUUAUAGACCUAUAGAAUCAAUUUUUGGCUUUUCCAAAAGUAGAACGGAACAUACUAUGGGCCCGUUUGUUAUAGCUUUUUUCAAAAUAGAUUUUUGGUAGUGUAAUGUGAUUUUGUUAUAAUUUUCAAGGAAAGCUUCAAAUGAAAAAUCUAUUUGAAUAGUUGACCUUCAUGAACGGUGAACAAUGAAUAUGCGAAUCUUUUUUGCCUAAAUAGGUGGGUUUAUUAGUUUACAGAAUUACUAGAAACGCCAACAAGGCUGAAAUUGAGAUGGAAGCUUAUGGUCCUCUUCGUCUUUACGGAGGAGAUGAUUACUUGAUCGGUGUUUUUUCGACAAAAACCAAAAUGAGUUUAGUUUUGAAGCAUAUAUAUUUGUUUUCCUUCAUUUUCAUUGAAUUGUUGUUGUCCGGUGAAAUUCUACUUCACGUCUAUCGUUGUUGAAGUUUCAAAUGAUUUUGAAGUGUCGUUCCACUUAUCAAAUUGGUCUAUUGUGGAAUUUUCCCAAAACAAUAUGCAUAAUGAAUUUUUAGAACUAUCCUUUAUGGGCGUGCUGCUAAAUCUUGAAAUUUAGAUCAAGAUACAAUCUGAAUUCAACGGACAAGAUAUGAAUGGACGAACUAGAUUGUUGCGGAGGAUCUAUACUUUAAUAUUUAUGAAUUUGGCACUACCAAAAAUCAUAGUAUAGUUGGAUGCAAGGAUCUUUAAGAGGACGGAAGACAUUCUGAAGGUUGAAGAGGCAAAGGGUGGAAACUUGUGGAGCUACUUGGUGUAGUUAGAAGCAAGGGAAAAUGAAAAGGGGAAUGGUGAUUGAUGCCUAAAGUAGCAUCACCAUCAAUUUAGAGUCAAGAUGGAGAAUGUUAAGAAUUGUCUCAAUUGAUGAUUGAAGUUGGGCAAAAAUCUGGUCACGAUUUGUAAAAAUCGGGGGACAAUUUUGCUGAUAAGGCUCACAUAGUACUGUACGAAUGGGAAAAUCGGGACACGAUUUUGGAAAAUCGGGUCAGGACUUUUUCAGAAUCUAGACCCUAUAUAAGGCUUCAUUCUUCAUGUUUUGAGUGAGGCUUCAAGAGAGAGAAACUUGGGAAAUCAAAUGAGUAACUUUAGGGUUGAGAGUCUUUGAUUAGAGUUCUUUUGAGAAGUUAUCUUGGGUUGGGAAACAUUUAUAAACACCUUGCUGAGUGAAAAUCAUUGAGUGUCUUGUUCAUUGGUGAUAUUGGGAAAAAUGGUAGUAAUUAGAGUUGGUUCUUUGUGAGCUUUUAAGCUAAUUUAUUGUACCCAUUAACUAAUUGAUAGUGGAUUUGAGAGAUCAAUCUCUCCCCGAGAGUAGGUCAAGUUGGAUCGAACUGGGUAAACAUUUCUGGGUGUGUUUAUUUCUCUUCUCUCUUUAUCUUUUGCUUGUGGUUUUGUGUUUUUCACUUGUUUCCUAGAUUAAAUCUGGGUUUAUUAUUGUUAUUGUUGCUUGUGGUUAUUUUGAUAUUGGUUACUACUUUCCUUUGCUCCACACAUCAUAGUUUUAUUGGUGUGAUUUUGGGUCCGAAUUCACAACAGAAAUGUUGGAUUGCAUUUGAGAUUUUCAUAUUGCGAAGGUGUUGUUAGGAAUGCAUUUCUGGAUUUAGGAUGAAUUUAUGAGUUUGGGAUGAAAUUUUGAGUUUGGGAUGAAGUUGAGAAUGAAAUUUUGUGUUUUCUGGGAACCUGGAUGAAGUUGCAAAAAAAUUGAAUUGCAAGUGUGAACUUAGAAAGAACAAGAUUCGGUUACGUGCAUAGAUCUCUAUUCAAAUCAUAAAUAAAAUGUUUUUAUCCAUGAAUCUGUGUUUCAAUUGUGGUUUUUUUUUGGAUGGAUUAAAAAGUUAAAAAUUGUUUAUAAUUGAGAGUAAAAAGAGUAUAUUGAUGAGAGCAAGUGUGGAACACGUGAAACUUAUUCCUAAGGCUGUCACCACUAGGUGGCAUGCAAUGUUCUAUAUUUGCGUUUAGUAAAGUAAUACUAUUAUAUUGGAUAAAGGUUGAACAGGUGAAACUUGUCUGUCUCAACCUUCAAUAAUUUGAUUUGAUUCUAUUCUAUAUUUCUUCAUCACUAUAUUUACUCCACUCCAUCACUCACUCAUGCACCAAACAAAAUAAAAAAUGGAAGAAACAACAAUAGUAAUGUAUCCAGCACCAAGCAUAGGCCAUAUAAUUUCCAUGGUAGAAUUAGCCAAACUUCUCAUUCACCACCAUCAACAUUUCUCCAUCACCAUCCUUCUCACCACCGGCUUCAUGGAUCACCCAUCCAUUGAUUCUUACAUUAACCGUGUCUCAUCUUCCCAUCCUUCAAUCACGUUCCACCGUCUCCCCACCGUCGCCGUCAACCACACCACCACUCAAAGCAUCGCCGCCACCGCAUUUCAGUUCAUCAAAUCAAACGCCGUCAACAUAGAAACCAAACUCCGUCAAAUCAUCCAAACCUCUGUUAUCAAAGCCUUCAUCAUCGACCUCUUUUGUACCUCCGCCAUGGAAACAGCUUCCGCCAUGCAAAUCCCUGUUUACUAUUUCUUCACAUCCGGUGCUGCUGUACUUUCUCUGUAUUCCUACUUCCCGAAAAUCCACUCCCUUACGAAGUCUUCAUUUAAGGAUAUGGUUGGAGUUGAGAUUUCUGCGCCAGGGAAUAUGGCGUUGAAUGCGGCGUUGAUGCCGGAGCCGGUGCUUGACAGAGAUGAUCCUGCUUAUUGGGAGAUGUUGUAUUUUUGUGAGCAUCUUUCGAAGGCUAAGGGGAUUGUGGUGAAUACUUUUCGUGAAUUGGAGGUUGUGGCGGUCAAAGUGGUUGAAGAUGGUGCGUGUUUUCCGGAUGUUGAAGGAAGUUCGCCUCCGGUUUACUGUAUUGGACCGUUGAUUGCUGAUGCUCAACAACCAGAUGAAGCAAGGGGCAUCAAAGAUUGCUUGUCAUGGCUAGAUAAACAACCAAGUAAAAGUGUGGUGUACUUGUGUUUUGGAAGUCGUGGAUCAUUCUCGAUGACACAAUUGAAGGAAAUAGCGGAAGGGUUAGAGAGAAGUGGACACAGAUUCUUAUGGGUUGUGAAGAGGCCAGUACAAGAACAUCUCGGAACGAAAAAAGUUUACGAUACAACAGGGGAGUUUGACUUGAGUUCUAUUUUGCCGAGUGGGUUUAUAGAGAGAACCAAAGAGAGGGGCCUGGUGGUGAGGUCGUGGGCCCCACAAGUGGAGGUGCUGAGUCGCGAAUCGAUUGGUGGGUUUGUGAGUCACUGCGGCUGGAACUCGGUGCUUGAAGGAGUGGUUGCUGGAGUGCCAAUGAUUGCAUGGCCACUCUAUGCAGAGCAGCAUGUUAAUAGGAAUGUGAUGGUGGAGGAUAUGAAGGUGGCUGUUGCGGUGGAGCAAAGGGCAGGAGAUAUGUUUGUGAGUGGAGAAGAAGUGGAAAAGAGGGUGAGGGAGUUGAUGGAUUCUGAGAAAGGGAGAGAGAUUAGGGAAAGGAGUUUGAAGUUCAAAGACAUGGCUAGGGAUGCACUUGGAGAAUUUGGGUCAUCAACAAAAGCACUUGCCAACUUGGUUCAAACUUGGAAUGUAAUCAGUCACUAAUAACUAAUACCAUUGUGAUUAUUACUAUCAUCACUCAUCAAUUAAUAGUGUAAAUGUGUGAUGGAACUAGAUGUUUUCUGCUAUUGUGCAAGAUAAAUUUUGCACUUUUGUUGUUGCAUUGUAUGAUUUUGCUUCUAUAUUAUAUUAGAAUUAGAAUUAGAAUUGUAGACUCCAAUGUCCAAACUGCUCCUGCACCAUUUGUCCCUGCUUGCUUUAUCCUAGUUCAUUUUAGGUCCUUUUUUGUUGUAUUACUUUGUGCAAGGUAAUUAUUAUAUCUGUUUAUAAUGAAGAAAAUAUGGAUUCCAAA
This is a messenger RNA of Medicago truncatula (barrel medic), 4076 nucleotides long. Its product is annotated as UDP-glycosyltransferase 88F4. The coding region runs from base 2324 to 3769 and encodes 481 amino acids. Gene Ontology annotation, molecular function: UDP-glucosyltransferase activity. The transcript is spliced from 2 exons. The record is from RefSeq and is a predicted model, not a curated record. NCBI's taxonomy places the organism in Eukaryota, Viridiplantae, Streptophyta, Magnoliopsida, Fabales, Fabaceae.